Messenger RNA from Pseudocercospora fijiensis CIRAD86, 801 nucleotides. RefSeq lists its product as uncharacterized. NCBI's taxonomy places the organism in Eukaryota, Fungi, Ascomycota, Dothideomycetes, Mycosphaerellales, Mycosphaerellaceae. The coding region runs from base 1 to 801 and encodes 266 amino acids. The record is from RefSeq and is a predicted model, not a curated record. The transcript has a single exon.
AUGUCUUCCAGCACUACCUUCCCCAAGUUCGAGGUUGAUAUCAAGGACCUCUGGACUACACGCGAAGAAGAGGCCAAUGUGGCCAAAUUCGAGCGAUGGUAUAAGAACCUUAAGACCAGAUCCGCAGCUCGAGAGAUCGCAGCCAAGAGCAAGUCGUUCCGCUUCCUGGAUCUUCCACCAGAGCUACGCAACCGCGUCUAUGCCUUUGCGUUUCAGAACAUGAAGAACUUCGGGAAGCGGCAGAAUCUGGCCCUCGUUGCAUUACCAACUAUCACUCGAGUCUCUAGGCAAAUCCGCCAGGAGACAUUGCCACUGUUCUUCGCAACUACCCACUUCAGACUCGUCGUGGCUUCGGACUUCAACAACCGCUUCGAUCCCGAUGCUGAAUACAAGUCGACGAUUGAAAUCCAGAAUGCGGGAACAACUCACAUCAAACAGAAAGUUAAGAAGACCCUGCGACUUGCAGGAAACAAGGCUCUCAUCCGCAACAUCAAUCUCGUCGUCUGCGAUGCCCGUGAUUGGAGACGUUCGGGCCAGGGCCAGGGGAACUGGGGUGGGUAUGACGGCUUGUUCACAGCGUUCUCCGCCGAGAUCAGACUCGGGCAAGGCAAUCUUGUCGUGAACAUGAGUCGUGGCAUGGGCGCCAGGGACUGGGCGGAGCUGUCUGACACCAUUGACGAUGUGAUGGCCGAUACGAAGGCUGCCAUCGAAAAUGUUGCAGGCAAAGAGAAUUUCCAAGGGUUCUCUCUGCGCGAUCUUGAGCAGAUUGUCAAGACACUUCGUUGUUAUCAGAAGUCGUAG